Brassica oleracea var. oleracea is the source of this 1482-nucleotide messenger RNA. RefSeq lists its product as uncharacterized. NCBI's taxonomy places the organism in Eukaryota, Viridiplantae, Streptophyta, Magnoliopsida, Brassicales, Brassicaceae. The transcript has 2 exons. Bases 85 to 1062 code for a protein of 325 amino acids. The record is from RefSeq and is a predicted model, not a curated record.
CCUAACCUCGAACGAAAACGACAAAAUUCAUUUCUCCGUUCAUCAAUCGCCUUGAAUUCUCUCGUCAUCAAUCCAUUUGAACCGAUGAUUUCGAGGGAUCAUCAUCAUCAUCAUCAUCCGGAUCCUUUGGGUACAUCAUCCAAAUCAUUCCACAUGAAAGCCUCCGCCGUCGCACCGUCGCCGGCCUCAGUUCAAUUGUCUCAAUCGGCGUGGCUGGAGGUUCGUCUGUUCUACGUCCGCAUCGCCCCCUGCGUGGUUGAGAACGUCCCCGACUCCCUCACCCUCCGCCACCCUCGCCGCGAAACCGGCGCUUCUCUCGAGGUCAACGGCGUCCGCGUUCCUCCCCUGCAGACGGCGUCUCUAAAACUCCGACGCGACAGAGUGGACCGGGAAUCGUCGGAGGUGACUUACGUCAGCACGGAGGCGGUGCGCGUGACGGGGUGCGUCGAUUUCGAGGUGUACGAUAAGGAGGAAAUGGUACUGUGCGGGAACCUAGAUAGAAUCGAAGGCGCGUGGAGUAAUAACGGAACGGUGAGCGAUGCCAAGACUGGGUGGGGCAUGGAUUGUUACGUGGCUAUGAGAAACGGUUCGGGCUCUUCCUCCUCCUCUGCGUUUUUCAGGCCGAAGCUAGGCGUCUCGUCUCCCUCCGUGGAGGUUUACAUAGCUGGUUGCUGUGGCGGUGUUCCGGUCAUCUUGACUAAGACCAUUCAGGCGAGUCCGAGGAGGAAGGUGGCCAGGCACGUGACGCUCGACGCUAUCCCGGAGGACGAGGAGGUUGACAAGGAGCAAGGCGUUGUUACCACUGGGGAUGAUGAAUUCCCCCGCCAACAGAAAGUACAGAUGAUGGAGUCAGAAGUUGAUGAUGAGUCUGAAAUGAAGAUGAGGUACUACCCUGAAGGGAUGUACGUGGAUGAGGAUGGUCAACUCUCCUGGUUCAAUGCAGGUGUCAGAGUUGGAGUUGGGAUAGGCCUUGGGAUGUGCCUUGGCGUUGGCAUUGGAGUUGGAUUGCUCAUGCGCUCAUAUCAUGCUACUACUAGUAACCUUCGUAGGAGGUUCUUCUGAUCAUCAUCACCCCACCAUCUACCUGAGGCAUGUCGAGAUGUUAUAGAAAGAAAGAAGCGGAGAUAGAAUUUUGGUAGAUAGCUGUAUAGACUUCUUUUUCGUUUUUUCAUCGCUUAUAGUCGGCUUUGUUCAUAUAACACCAGUGCACAAGUGAGUGAGUGUUCCCGUCUUGCAAAAUGCUUUUGUUUUUAUUCAAAUAUUUGUUGCUUCGUGUUGUUGUCGCUGCUACACUCUGGAGCUUGUGUUUUCUUCCUGGUCAAGAAGAAAUAAUACGACAUAGGAAGUGUACAUGUUUCACUUGUGUAGUUGGUUUUGGCAUUGUAAACGUCAUAAGCUGAUGUAUAUACUGUUAACUUGGAACGGCGUCGUAUUACGGCGAGCACCAGCAUGUAGAUUCGGACCAAAUAGUACUAAUGCUGU